AAUUUUGAGGUUAAUUUAGGGGUUCAGAAACCCUGGAGUUGAUGACAUAUGAACUCCCAAGGACAAAGUGGAACACGACGAUUUUUUGUUGUGUAUGUGAGAGUUUGCCCAAGAAGCAAGAAGAGAAUGUAGUUUUGGUUUCGUAAUCGAAGCUCGGAGUAAAUCACUUCCGAUAAAAGUGCGUAUCAACGAACUUACGAAUUAUCCGUUUUAUCGCAAAUUGCUGAUUAUCAGUGCAAGUGCUUCGAUAUUUGAUGACAUAUAAAAGAUAGGUUAUCUGUCCAUGUCUUCGGAAAGGAUUUGUUAAAAUAAUAAUUAAAGCAAUGAGUGUCAACAUUAUGACUAGAAAUAAUUAUAAUAAUAACAGUUUAUUUAUUAUACAAGGUUUGUAUUAAGUGGAACGCAGUUUGCGUUAUGAUCAAAAAUAAUUUUGUGGACAAAGGCGUCAGAGCGUUAUGCGUCAAUCAAUAUCCGAUUAGUUUAUUAUUAUCACAUUACGAUUUUCUCUUUCCAUUAUAAUGGCUUAUCAGCUGGGCGAUAAUAAUGACUUGCUAUCACCUGACAUCUAUUUCAAAGAAGUCCAGACUUCCGUGGGUGUCGUAAAAACUCUAGUUCGAUACGCGCGAUAAAAAAACAGGGGUGUUGGAUUAGCGACCGAAGUAGUGAGAACUCAACGAUCAUGGCAAACAAAUGGAGAAUUUUCUCACUCCUUAUGUGGAAGAAUUUGUUAGUUCGAAAAAAAAAUUGGAAAAUUGGAUUGUUCGUACAAAUUUGCCUACCGAUUGCUUUGUUUGCACUGACACAAUUAACGAGAGAUUUGUCGGCAAAAACCCCUGAGCGAAUAAAGAAUGACACGUAUUAUUCAGUUCAAACGAAGGAGGAACUCUUACAUCAAAUGCAGCAGAGUGAUACACUUUUGUUUGUACCGAAAAAUAAUUUCACCGAGGAUAUAAUGGAAAAAACUCGAAUGUGUCUUGGACUUCGUGCAGAGCAUGUAGUAGGGUUUUCUUAUGAGGAAGACUUGUUGCAAAGGUAUGCCUUGCAAAAGGUUGUCGAUCCUACUAACAUGAUUCUAGCCGUCGUUUUUAAAGAUCCAAAGGGAUUCAACUCAACUUCAAAGCGCCUAGACUAUAUAAUUAAGUCUGAUUUAAUUCCGAAAUUCCCGUUCACAUCUCCAAUUGAUAUGAUCAAUGGAGUCAAAGCUUUUGUUGAAAGCUAUCCGUUUGUGCAAGUGCAGAUGUGUCUCGAUGAAGCUUUCAUAGACAUGAAAGCACCAAAUUCUUCAUACAAAAGCGAAAUCUCAAUACAGCAAAUGCCUUAUCCUCCACACAUUAAAGUAGACGAUAACGACGAAGUGAUAAGGACGAUGUACUCAAUGACUGCAGUUAUGGCAUUUUUAAUUCCACUCUGCAUAGAGGCGACCUUUGCAGCAAACGAGAAAUUCAUAGGAGUGAAUAUCCUAAUGUCGCUAAAUGGCGUUAAGAAUUAUCAAAACUUGCUAAGUUGGCUCGUGAGCGGAUUGCUGUUCAGUAUUCUUUACAUCACGCCGCUUUUAAUAUUAUUCACGAACGCUUUCGUGUCGGAAGUCGAGGCUUAUUUAUAUUAUGGAAACGUUUUCAUUGUCUUUAUAAUGCUCCUUGUUCAUGUUGCUCAUUUAAUAGCUUUCGGGAUGCAUAUCGCUUCCUAUUUUUCAAAAUCACUCUUCAUGAUCUCUGGAAUUCUCGCAAUAUAUGUCGGAUCAUCGGUGUUGCAAAGAUUUAUCGUAAAGAGUACAGUUUUCAGUUUGAUACCAUACUUGGGAAUAUUUUUCCCAAAUUAUCUCGUAUUUAGAACGUUUCAGGAAAUAAACGUUUAUGAGAAAAGAUUGAUUGGAGUUCGAUGGAGUAAUUUAUUCGAGGUUGGGGAUGAGGAUUAUUCAGGUGAAGGAAGUUUGGGGGGCAUGUUUUUCUUUUCGAUUCUAGGAACUCUGCUUCACUUUUUCCUGACCCUGUAUGCUUACUCGGUCUUCCCUGGAAAAUAUGGAGUCGCAAAGAAUCCAUUAUACUUUUUACAGAGACAGAAAAUGAACAGAGUUUCUUCGGAAGAGGAAUUGUACGAUUGUGAUUACAAUAAUAUGGAGGGGAAACCUUUUGAACCGGUACCUAAAGACGUUUAUACACCGGGCAUUCAGAUACGGAAUUUGAAAAAAUCUUAUGUCACGAAUUUUCUGAGUCGCGCUAAACACCAGGCGCUUCGUGGAAUUUCGAUAGACUUUUAUAAAGGGCAGAUAACAGCAUUACUGGGUCACAAUGGAGCAGGAAAAACCACAAUGAUGUCAAUUUUAACCGGUUUGCUGAGUCCCACCGAAGGAAUGGUUCUUAUAAAUGGAAAGAAAGCUGGUGAUGAAAUGGAUGAAAUUGUAAACGAUCUGGGUCUUUGUCCUCAAGAAGAUAUGCUUUUCCCCGAUCUGAAUGUCUUUGAACAAAUCGAAUUUUUCGGCUUAUUAAAGAAUAAAAACAAAACAAAGGCUCAAGUAAGAGACGACGUUAAUCUACUGCUGAAUAAUCUAAAAUUAUCACCAAAAAGAAAUGUAGUACCGGCCAAACUUUCGGGAGGUCAAAAAAGAAGAGUCUGUCUCGGAAUGGCAAUAAUCGGCGAUGCCUCGACUCUGAUAUUGGAUGAACCCACUUCUGGGAUGGAUCCUGAAAGCAGGAGAGAUACUUGGGACAUUUUAUUGAAAAUGCGAGGACAGAAAACAAUUCUCAUUAGUACACACAACAUGGAAGAAGCUGAUAUCCUAGGAGACAGAACAGCCAUAAUUCAUUUGGGACGAUUAAAAAGCUAUGGAACUCCAAUGUUUCUCAAGAAACUCUACGGUCAAGGAAAUAUCGAAGUGACACUAUCGACCGAAAAAGGAUACGAUCUUGAGAAAAUAAGAAGCCAACUAACUGAAGGAAGCCAAUUGAUAAAUUUAGACGGUGGAAAAAUGGUUUUUAGUGUACCUUACACGAGUCAAUUGCCAGAUGAUUUGGACAAAAUUGAAGAGAAGAAAAAGGAUCUUGGUGUGAAUGGCAUCAGCGUUUCGCUCAUAACUUUAGAACAAGUCUUCCUCAAAGCGACGAAAGAAGAUGAAGACGAAGUUGAUUCCUGCAGACAAAAUAUGCAAGAUAUAGAAAAAGUACAAGGACAAAAGCUUCUUCUGCAGUCAACAAUCGCUCUCUUCUUAAAGAAAUUCACAUACACUCGAAAGAAUUUGCUCACUCUUUUCUUAACUCUCUUUCUUCCUUUGAUAAGCAUUCUUUUGAUUGCACUCGAUUACAAGGCCGUGCGUGAUGCAAGUCCCGAGGUUCCUAUCAGACUCGACAAAUACAGAUCUGCACAAGCAUUUUAUUCCUCGAAUGAUGAUAGCUUUGGAAAUUCCUAUAAGAGGGUUGUCAAGCAUUUUAAUGGUGCGGCAGUAAAUGUCGAAGCAAAUAACAUUUCCACAGAAAUGCUUGAUCUUGCGAAAAGGGACUUGGCGAUUUUUCGGAACAAUUUAAUUGCCGCAGCUUCUUUGAAAGUCGACGAAUCAAAGACAGUACACGCGAAUGCUUUUUACUCUGAAACAGCUUCUUUCAGUAUUCCUAUUUCGGUUAAUAUCAUGAUGAACACGCUGAUUAAAGCAAUAGCUGGCGAAGAAUAUGAAAUUAAUUUGUCGAGCCAGAAAUUUCCGAGCGCUUUCAAAAGCAAGGAGAUUGCCGAAUCUCAAGACGACACUUUCGGCAGAGUUUUGCUUUUGAUUGUCUUUUUGUAUCCAACUAUCGCUUUGUACGUUAUUCAUCCACUGAGAGAAACCUCUUCUGGAAUCAAACAACUUCAGAGAAUGACUGGAGUUCCAAGCUGGUUAUACUGGGGAACUUUCUUCCUCUUUGAUUUUUAUGUCUACAUUAUCUCGAUGAUUUUUAUUCUUAUUGGAUUUUAUACUGUCGAUUCCAUUCUGGAUAUUCGAAUGUUUCGUGGAACUGAACUGGGCGUUAUGACAUUGUUGCUUCUACUAUUUGCCAUGAAUACAUUGCCCGUUGUCUACAUAUUCAGUUUCCUGAAGAAGUCAACGAGCACCGUUAUAACUAUGUUGAGUCUUUUGCCUCUUGGAGCCAUUGCAAUGGAAUUGAUUCUGGUCGUCUUGAUGCAAAACAUAACUGACAAUAAAAUCGUUGACAUUAUCAGAGGGAUUCAGAAAAGGGCUUUCCUGCUGAUACCUUACAUAAGUUUCUUCCAUGGCCAAUUCAGCUUUUUCGAUACUGCAGGCAGAAAUGCUGUGUGUCGACGAAUGUCAAAGCAUCUUUUGGAUAUUGCUUGUCUCGCUCAGAACCCUUGUUGCGAUCUCGACUGCGUUGAUGGAACAUGUAAAAAUUCUCUCCCCUACUUCGGUAACUUCAAGGGAGACGUAAACCUUGAAGAAAGUGUUUUAUAUUUGAGUCUCACGCCUCUGAUAUUUUUUGCGAUCCUUGGAUUACUCGAGCAUAAAAUAAUACCUUUCUUGCUUAUGAGAAUACAGAAAAAUGAGCCAAAGUAUAGUGUCGAAGAUAUGGACGAUCAAGUGAAGAAAGAGAAAUUCUCUGUGGCGUUUGAACUUAGUAAAUUGAAAACGCAGAGUGACCCUGCAAAGAUGCAAGGCAGCAGGGAAAAGAUGAACGAGAGCAACAUGAUGGCAAAUUCCGAAGUAGAUACAGACACUAUUUAUUUGGUUUACGAACUCAGCAAAUCUUACGGGCCUUUAGCUGCUGUUAAAGAAAUCAGUUUCUCGGUCAAAAAAAGCGAAUGCUUCGGAUUACUGGGAGUAAAUGGUGCUGGAAAAAGCACCACUUUCAGAAUGCUGACUGGAGAGGAAUUUCCUAAUAGUGGAGCUAUGUUUUUGGGUGGAAAGGAAAUUUAUACAAACAGAAACGAGUACUUGAGCCAGAUGGGAUACUGCCCUCAAAAUUCGGCUUUAAUCACUUCGCUGAAUGCCAGAGAUCAUUUGAGAUUAUUCGCACUUCUUCGAGGCGUUCCUAGGAGUCAAUUAGAUUCAGAAGUUGAGAUAUGGGUCAACAGAUUAAAUCUGAAUCUUUGUGCGGCUCAACCAAGUGGUGCUUACAGUGGAGGAAAUAAAAGGCGUCUCAAUAUUGCGAUUGCCCUUAUUGGUAAUCCUAAUCUCGUUUUGUUGGAUGAGCCUACGACAGGCGUCGAUCCUGCCGCUCGCAGGUCUCUUUGGCAUGUAAUUAAAUCUUGCCAAUUGACGGGACAAUCCAUUAUACUUACUUCUCACAGCAUGGAAGAAUGCGAAGCUCUUUGCAAUCGGCUAGUCAUUAUGGUAAGAGGGCAGUUGGUUUGCAUCGGCCCAAGUCAACAAUUGAAGCAACGUUUCGGUGCUGGUUACGACAUAAAUAUCAAACUAAAUCCAGAAAGAUCCGAAACUGAUGUAGAAAAUAUCAAGAAGGAUAUGGAAAAUUCUCUUGAUUGUGAACUUCGUGAUGAGCACAUUGGUUACAUGACAUAUCACGUUACUAAUUCCAAAACGACAUGGAAGAAAAUGUACGGCGUGAUGGACAUUUUGAGAGAGAAGUACAGUUGUAUCGAAGACUUUACAGUAUUAUCAGCAACAUUGGAACAAUUAUUCUUGCAGUUUGCCAGAGCGGGUGUAAAUAACAGUAUUAUUGUUUGAUUUUCUAAUCACCAAUUACCAAAUGAAAUGUCUCUGAUAGCAGCUAAUUAGUGCAACGAGAAAUUUACAUUCUGUCACUUAUUGAGACCAUAUUUUUAUUUUAUUUUGGGGGUAUUAUUUAUCAUUGUUUUUAGUGCGAAUUUUUGUUUAUCUUGAAAAGAAUUUAUAUAAAUUAAUAGAAGCGUGAAGAACAGUUUAUUAAUUUAUGGGCUUAAAACUUGGUAAAAGUUAGUUUAAGAGAUAAUCGUUUUAUAAAUACGUAUUUUUAAAAUACGUAAUGGAUGAAAACUGCCCGCCUCUUUUGAACUAUACCUGGAUUAUCAAAAAAUUGUAAAUGUGUUUUGCACAGAUAUUUUGUUUCAAAAUUAAAAAGAAAGGGAAUUAAAAUACUACUGAGGGAUAAGAGAGAAAACGUACUUUAAACACAUGGACUGUUUUUUUGUAAAUAUAAAAUACUCUCGCUUUUUCGAUAGCGACAUAAACAAUAUUUGGAAGAGUAAAAAAAUUCAAGCUACAGUAGCUAAUCAUAAACUACGUCUCGGAAUUUUUCACUUUUUCCAUCCCAUACUACUUUUGCAGAACGAGUUCUUAUGGAAAUAUGUAAUUUCACC
Messenger RNA from Belonocnema kinseyi, 6273 nucleotides. Its product is annotated as retinal-specific phospholipid-transporting ATPase ABCA4-like. Gene Ontology annotation, biological process: transmembrane transport; lipid transport. The record is from RefSeq and is a predicted model, not a curated record. Bases 680 to 5662 code for a protein of 1660 amino acids. Lineage: Eukaryota; Metazoa; Arthropoda; Insecta; Hymenoptera; Cynipidae. The transcript is spliced from 25 exons. Gene Ontology annotation, molecular function: lipid carrier activity; ATP binding; ABC-type transporter activity. Gene Ontology annotation, cellular component: membrane; intracellular membrane-bounded organelle.